Messenger RNA from Otolemur garnettii (small-eared galago), 2765 nucleotides. It is a transcript of the gene ARFGAP3, whose product is annotated as ADP ribosylation factor GTPase activating protein 3. Lineage: Eukaryota; Metazoa; Chordata; Mammalia; Primates; Galagidae. Bases 147 to 1700 code for a protein of 517 amino acids. Gene Ontology annotation, biological process: COPI coating of Golgi vesicle. Gene Ontology annotation, molecular function: GTPase activator activity. The record is from RefSeq and is a predicted model, not a curated record. The transcript is spliced from 16 exons.
CGGCCGUGGGCGGGGUUGUGGGUGUGGCCUAGUCGUCACGCGCGGCCCCGCCCCAUCACCCUUCGUCGCUCUCUGGAGGCGGCAACCGCUAGUCGUCAGCCCUUCCCGGUUGUUCUGGCCGGCUGCACCCUGGUUCUCCGGUGACAAUGGGGGACCCCAACAAGCAAGACAUCCUGACCAUCUUCAAGCGCCUCCGCUCCGUGCCCACUAACAAGGUGUGUUUUGAUUGUGGCGCCAAAAACCCUAGCUGGGCAAGCAUAACCUAUGGAGUGUUUCUUUGCAUCGAUUGCUCAGGGACACACCGGUCACUUGGUGUUCACUUGAGUUUUAUCCGGUCUACAGAGCUGGAUUCUAACUGGUCUUGGUUCCAGUUGCGAUGCAUGCAAGUUGGAGGAAAUGCUAACGCAUCUUCCUUUUUCCAUCAACAUGGGUGUGCCACCAACGACACCAACGCCAAAUACAACAGUCGCGCUGCUCAGCUCUACAGGGAGAAAAUCAAGUCACUCGCCUCCCAGGCAACACGGGAGCGCGGCACCGAUCUGUGGCUUGACAGUUGUGUGGUUCCGCCUUCAUCCCUUCCACCAAAAGAAGAAGAUUUUUUUGCCUCUCAUGUUUCUCCAGAGGUGAGUGGUACAGCCUGGGCCUCAUCACCAUCAGAACUGUCUUCUUUAACACCAAGGGCCGUGGAAACCACUCCAGAAAAUAGUGAAGGGGGACCAGAACAAGGACCAAGUGUAGAAGAUCUUAAUGUACCAACAAAAGCUGCUUUGGAAGUUUCCUCUAUCAUAAAGAAGAAACCGAAUCAAGUUAAAAAAGGACUUGGGGCCAAAAAAGGAAGUUUGGGAGCCCAGAAACUAGCGAACACAUGCUUUAAUGAAAUUGAAAAACAAGCUCAAGCGGUAGAUAAAAUGAAGGAGCAGGAAGACCUUCUGGCCAGGGCGGCCCCUAAGGAAGAAUCAAUUGUUUCGUCAUUACGAUUAGCCUAUAAGGAUCUCGAAAUUCAAAUGAAGAAAGAUGAAAAGAUGAACAUUAGUGGCAGAAACAAAGUUCAAUCAGAGAGACUUGGCAUGGGAUUUGGGAAUUGCAGAAGUGGUAUUUCACAUUCAGUGACUUCAGACAUGCAGACCAUAGAACAGGAGUCACCCAUCAUGGCAAAACCAAGAAAAAAGUACUCUGACGACAAUGAUGAUUCAUAUUUUACUUCCAGCUCAAGGUACUUUGAUGAGCCACUGGAGUUAAGGACCAGUUCAUUUUCUAGCUGGGAUAACGGUUCCGAUUCGUACUGGAAGAAGGAGACCAACAAAGAUACUGACGCAGUUCUGAAAACCACAAGCUACUCAGACAGGCCUGCUGCUCGCCGCAAGCCGGAUUAUGAACCAGUUGAACAUACAGAUGAGGCCCAGAAGAAGUUUGGCAACGCCAAGUCCAUUUCAUCAGACAUGUACUUUGGAAGACAAGCCCAGGCUGAUUACGAAGCCAGGGCCCGGCUGGAGCGGCUAUCGGCAAGUUCCUCCAUCAGCUCAGCUGAUCUGUUCGAGGAGCAGCGGAAGCAGCCAGCAGGGAACUACGGCCUCUCCAGCGUGCUGCCCAGCGCCCCUGACAUGGCACAGUUCAAGCAGGGAGUGAGGUCUGUUGCUGGAAAACUCUCCGUCUUUGCCAAUGGAGUCAUGACUUCAAUUCAGGAUCGCUAUGGUUCUUAAUGCUGAUGCGAGGAUGCCUGCUUCCUGGAGGAUUCCUCUUCACAUGAAGUGGCGACCCCGUCACCGGUGCAACAAAGACCAGACAGUUUUGCAGAUUGUUGUGCUGCUUUUUUCACGUGGUAUAUAUACAUUUCUGAUUUUUAAUAUUUCUUUUGAGAAAUUUUUAUUUUUGAUGUAGUAGAAGCUUUACCAUAAUUUCUAUUUUGUGUUACCCCUUGCAUGCCCUCCCUCGGGCAUAUCUGUGCACGUCUUUGGUUUAUGCUCCCGGGAUCUUCGGGAUCUUCCGUUCCACUGGCUGGGCCUGGAGACACUGGCUCCUCCCUGCUCCGUGGACCGGAGACGUCACUUGCGGGAGGAGCAGUCUGCUCCUGACUCGUGGGCCACCAGAUCAUCGUCUGAUGCUCGAGGGCCCUGUGGAAACAGCAUUCACCACAUACACAUUUCAUUAGAAAGGAAGUAAAGAGAGACAAGAGACCGGCAGUGACUGGUGUCCAACUUGACAGAUUGCUUCACUUCUGUUUCUACACAUUCAAAAUAAUGUUUAAAGUCAUUUGUCCCUUUGUAAAUUGUUUAUUUUGUAUGAUCUAUAAAUUUAAAAAUAUUUUUCGGUGAGUGCUUUUAACAAAGCUAAGCUUCCACUUUCCCAAGGGAGUUAAUUUUAUCUUUUGACAAGGUGUUGCUGUUUGAAUUUAUGAGAAAUGUAAGAUGAGAAUUCCCUAAGUGUGUUUAUAAAUCGAUGUAGUGCACAGAAUUAAAAUUGAAUAAGGUAAGAAAUAAAGCUACAGAAAAUAGUUCAUCAUAUGGGAAAAUCGUAAUUGUAAUCGGGUAGUUUUGUUAAUAUUUUUUAUCUUAAUCUUGGUUAGCAAAAAUUACAGAAUGUGUAUAAAUGAAUAAAGAAAUAUAAUUUGGCUGUGUUUUAGACAGCAAUAGAAUAUAUUGUUCAGCACAGUAAAAUAUAUUUAAAAUCUGAUGAGCCAAAAAUGUGGUUUCAAAUGAAUAUUUUGUAAAUCUUUCUUAAAAGCUCAAAUUUGUAGACUUCUAAAUAUAAUAAACAGUUGCACAGAU